AUGUCUACUAAACCACUAGUUUCCAUCCUCCUCCUUUCCCUCUUCCUCUUCGCCGUUGCUGCCUCCGACCACCAGUUCGACGAUGACAACCAAAGCCAACGCCCUUGGUUGCAAAGGUGCCGUCAGCAGAUUCGAAGCGGCGAACGGCUGCGCCACUGUGAGAGGUUACUGACACAGCCCCGCCGCUUCCGGCUGCUGUUAGCAGCGGAGGAAGAGGAAGACGCAGUGGAACAUCUGGAGGAAUGCUGCCAGCAGCUGAAAGGGAUGGACGAUGCAUGCCGGUGCGAGGGGCUUCGUCAGAUCGUGCAGCGCCGUAGGCAGCAAGGCCAGCUGCAGGGGGUCGAUGUUGGACAAAUGCUGGAAAGAGCUACAAACUUACCGUCGGUCUGCCGUCUCAGCCGACGCCGGUGUGACCUCCGAUCAACCACUCCAUUGUAG
Messenger RNA from Cucumis sativus (cucumber), 438 nucleotides. RefSeq names its product 2S sulfur-rich seed storage protein 2-like. The coding region runs from base 1 to 438 and encodes 145 amino acids. The transcript has 2 exons. Lineage: Eukaryota; Viridiplantae; Streptophyta; Magnoliopsida; Cucurbitales; Cucurbitaceae. The record is from RefSeq and is a predicted model, not a curated record. Gene Ontology annotation, molecular function: nutrient reservoir activity.